CUAAUUUUGCCAAGUUUCUUUAUUAAUUUUCUAAGAAAACAAAGCUAAUAUAUCUUAGUUUUAAUUAGAAGAAGAAAAUAAGGAAAAAUGUUGCAAUCAAGAGUAAUAAUACCAAUAAUAAUGAGGAAGAGUAAUAGGUUAGGGAUAAAUUGGGGAUUAAGAAAAACAUAUAUAAGUGAAGAACAAGAGAGUGCAGCAACACAAGGGGUAGCUCCGACACAAGGCUAUGCUCCAAUUCCUACUGGUAUUCCUGCUGAUCCUGCUAUUCAUUCUAGUCAUCCUCCUCCUCAGGGAGGAGAUGUUGGGGAGGCACCCGACCCAUUAGUCCCACCCAGACCACCAACCUCUUCAUCCCGAAGGUUAGAACACACUGGAGUGGGCCGUCCAUCCGAGCCCAACACCCAACAAAAACGUCGAUCAUCGAAUCGAGCUAGCCAAUUGGACGGUGCAGAAGCUUACAAGGCCCAAAAGAAGGCCCAAGAGGAGGACAACAAAGAGUACUUUAAAACACACAAGGCAUCUCCAUUAUCAGAAUUGGAGUUUGUGGACUCAAGAAAGCCCAUAACACAGGCAACGGACAGCCCAACGUCGUAUUAUGGAAGAGAUGAGGGAGUAAUCGUGUGGAAGCCGGAGCAGCUAGAUACUGCUGAGGACUCAUUGUUAAGAGCCGUUGAGAAUUGGAAAUGGAAUAAAAUGAGGGGUGAUCCUGAUUCUCCUCAUGGUAGAGUGCUUAGAGAGCUUCGUGGUGAGUAUUGGUGAAUCGUGAGGGUUCUGUACCAUAGCAAAACCCGUAACGCUAAACUUGUUUUGAAAUUUUAUUAUGUACAAGUGUUUGGUUUGUGAAUUUUAUAUUCUGUUUCACGCGGCACUAAUUUAAUUCAUGAUAUUUUUAAUUUUAUACAAUUAAAAAUUAUAAGAUAUUAUUAUUAAUAAUCGUUAU
Molecule: messenger RNA, 940 nt
Organism: Amaranthus tricolor (Joseph's coat)
Lineage: Eukaryota; Viridiplantae; Streptophyta; Magnoliopsida; Caryophyllales; Amaranthaceae
Exons: 2
Coding region: 88-759 (223 amino acids)
Source: RefSeq, a predicted model, not a curated record